Aureobasidium melanogenum CBS 110374 is the source of this 1380-nucleotide messenger RNA. Its product is annotated as O-acetylhomoserine ami. Gene Ontology annotation, biological process: transsulfuration. The record is from RefSeq and is a predicted model, not a curated record. The coding region runs from base 1 to 1380 and encodes 459 amino acids. The transcript is spliced from 4 exons. NCBI's taxonomy places the organism in Eukaryota, Fungi, Ascomycota, Dothideomycetes, Dothideales, Saccotheciaceae. Gene Ontology annotation, molecular function: transferase activity, transferring alkyl or aryl (other than methyl) groups; pyridoxal phosphate binding.
AUGGCUGACGACAAGAAGCCCCAUUUCGAGACCUUGCAAUUGCAUGCCGGCCAUGAGCCGGACAGUGCUUCCAAUUCGCGUGCUGUACCAAUCUAUGCAACUACAUCCUAUGUCUUCAACGAUUCUGCCCAUGGCGCUCGCUUGUUCGGCCUCAAGGAGACCGGCAACAUUUACAGCCGUAUCAUGAAUCCAACUGUCGAUGUUUUCGAGAAACGUAUGGCUGCGUUGGAAGGAGGUGUUGCAGCUGUCGCAGCAUCAUCUGGUCAAUCGGCUCAAUUCAUGGCAAUUGCAGCACUAGCUCAUGCGGGUGACAAUAUCGUCUCGACCUCGAACUUAUACGGUGGAACUUACAACCAGCUCAAGGUGUUUUUCCCGCGAUUGGGCAUCACGACAAAGUUUGUGGACGGUGACAAGGCAGAAGACUUCAAGAAGGCUAUUGAUGACAAGACUAAAGCCGUCUAUGUUGAGAGCAUCGGAAACCCAAGAUACAAUGUGCCAGAUUUCGAGGCUAUCGUCAAGAUCGCGCAUGAGGCUGGCGUGCCAGUUAUCGUCGACAAUACAUUCGGUGCAGGUGGAUACUUCUGCCGCCCAAUCGACCACGGAGUCGACAUCGUCAUUCACAGCGCAACCAAAUGGAUCGGCGGUCAUGGCACCACUGUUGGAGGUGUGGUAAUCGACGCUGGUCGCUUUGACUGGGGCACUCCAGAGGCUCGCAAAAGAUUCCCACAGAUGAGUGAGCCCUCGGAAGGGUUCCACGGCCUCAAGUUCUGGGACACUUUCGGCAAGCUUUCUUUCAUCGUGCGAGUCCGUGUUGAAAUCCUCCGAGAUGGAGGUAUGGCUCUCAACCCCUUUGCUGCCCAACAAUUACUUCUGGGUAUCGAAACCUUGAGUCUGCGGUGUGAGAGACAUGCUCAGAACUCGCUUGCGUUGGCUCAAUGGCUCGAGAAGAACGAGCAUGUUUCUUGGGUCAGCUAUCCUGGUCUUCCGAGCCAUGCCAGUCAUGAACUGGCCAAGAAAUACCUACCAAGAGGUUUUGGAGGUGUGCUUUCCUUUGGCGUAAAAGGUGAUGCCGAUGCUGGUAACCAGGUUGUCGAUGGCUUCAAGCUGAUUUCAAACCUCGCAAACGUUGGUGAUGCAAAGACACUUGCAAUCCAUCCCUGGAGUACCACUCACGAGCAGUUGAGUGACGAAGAGAAGAUCAGCAGUGGAGUCACCGAGGAUCUGAUCAGAAUAUCGGUCGGCAUCGAGCACAUUGACGAUAUCAUUGCCGACUUUGAACAGUCAUUCGAGGCUUCAAAGGCUGGAUCCAAGGGUAAAGAUCAUCCUGAGAAUGCUGACAAGAAGCCCGAUGCAGAUGAGCCUACGAGGCUUGAAGUUUGA